Molecule: messenger RNA, 1232 nt
Organism: Melampsora larici-populina 98AG31
Lineage: Eukaryota; Fungi; Basidiomycota; Pucciniomycetes; Pucciniales; Melampsoraceae
Exons: 4
Coding region: 82-960 (292 amino acids)
Biological process (GO): iron-sulfur cluster assembly
Cellular component (GO): mitochondrion
Molecular function (GO): iron-sulfur cluster binding; iron ion binding
Source: RefSeq, a predicted model, not a curated record
AACUACGACAACAUCAAAAACAAAAUCCAAACGAAAAGAAACAGUCAAAACCCAGCAACAGAUAAACAAAACUCAAUUGAGAUGUUAAAAAACUUGGUCAAUCAAAGACAAUCUAUCAAAAAGAUCAAGAUCAAUCAAUCGAGGCAAACCACGAUCAAUCUUAUCAAUCAUCAUAGUACUUCAUUCUCAACCAGUUCGACUUCAUUUCAACCCACAACAUUAAUCUUCACUCAAUCUAAACUACGCUCCCUAUCUCCAAGACUCGUCAAUCCCUUAUCCUCACUCUUCAAUUCAAGAUCGAUUUUCAUCCAAACCGAAACCACUCCCAAUCCAGAUGCAUUAAAGUUUAUACCAGGAGUCCCCGUGAUGGGAAAGAGCAAUGGAACUCUAGAAUUCUUAUCCAACUCAAACCCAAACUCAUCACCCUUAGCCAAAUCAUUAUUCAAGAUCCCAGGUAUCAAAUCUUUAUUCUUUGGUCCAGAUUUUAUAAGUAUCAAUAAAGACGAAGAAACGAAUUGGUCGAUCAUCAAACCUGAAAUUUAUUCUUUAAUGAUGGAAUUCUUUAGUUCAGGUCAACCUAUCUUAACUGAUGAAUCAGAGGGUAAUCAAGGUCCUGAAGAUACUAGAGUACUGGAAUCGGAUUCUGAGGUGAUUGCUAUGAUCAAAGAAUUAUUAGAUACCAGAGUUAGACCUUCUAUCCAAGAAGAUGGUGGCGAUUUAGAGUAUAAAGGGUUUGAUGAAGAAACUGGUGUGGUGACUCUUAUGUUAAAAGGUAGUUGUAGAGGUUGUGAUAGUAGUACGGUAACACUCAAGAGUGGUAUCGAAAGGAUGUUGAUGCAUUAUAUUCCAGAGGUUCAAGCCGUAGAACAAGUCUUGAGUGAAGAAGAAAAAGUAGCCAAUGAUGAAUUUUCCAAAUUCGAAGAAAGAUUAAGAUCAGGUGGAAAAACAGUCUCGAUUUGAAUCAAAACCACAUCUUGAUCCUUGCACAUUCAUGAAAUCAUUUCCCUCAUCCAUCUUAACUACACAUAAAUCACAAAUCUACUUUCCUAUCAAACUAUUUCACCUCAUUCAAAGUUUUGUAUAAUGCUUUUGUUUGUUUGUUUCACAAUCAUCAUCUUCAAUGGAACUGAUUUCGUUCAAAAUUUUUUGAGUAACUUGUAAAGUGCAUCAAGUCUAUUGUGAAUCAAUCCUACAUUUGUAUUCAGUGCUUUGGAAAGAUUGCAUUCAUCAUC